This is a messenger RNA of Polyodon spathula (Mississippi paddlefish), 4738 nucleotides long. Its product is annotated as metastasis-associated protein MTA1-like. Gene Ontology annotation, biological process: response to ionizing radiation; double-strand break repair; negative regulation of transcription by RNA polymerase II. The coding region runs from base 344 to 2434 and encodes 696 amino acids. Gene Ontology annotation, cellular component: NuRD complex; nucleoplasm. NCBI's taxonomy places the organism in Eukaryota, Metazoa, Chordata, Actinopteri, Acipenseriformes, Polyodontidae. The record is from RefSeq and is a predicted model, not a curated record. The transcript has 20 exons. Gene Ontology annotation, molecular function: sequence-specific DNA binding; histone deacetylase binding; transcription corepressor activity.
UGAUUCAGUUCCUCGGGAUCUGAACGGGUUAACGGUGGAGUAGACAGCCAGCGACUUGGGAUGCGACGUCAGAGCAAGCAAAAAGGCAAGAACAGACAGCGGGACGUCGGGACACACGUACAGUAGACACACAGACUGCCUUGGGGGAACGGGGAAAUAUUAAAAACACAAAUAAGAAAGAUAACGAUACCCGGGGUCGUUCUAAUGAAAUGUCGCCGCUCAGCCUGUCUCUGUGAGAUACAAUGCGCAUCAGCUGGCUCUUCUGAGGACCGGAGCCCUGGAAGCGUGAUGUUUUUACACAUUUGCUAAUCAGAUUUGUUUAUUGUUCUUGCAAGUGUGGAAGAUGGCAGCGAACAUGUACAGGGUAGGAGAUUAUGUUUACUUUGAGAACUCUUCCAGCAACCCGUAUUCAGUGAGACGAAUAGAGGAAUUGAAUAAGACUGCAAAUGGAAACGUGGAAGCCAAAGUGGUCUGUUUCUACAGGAGACGAGAUAUCCCCAGCAACCUCAUUGCGCUGGCUGACAAACACUCAAAGGAGCUGGAAGAGGAGAUUGAAGGGGAGAGUUUGCAGCAGCUGACUGAGAGACAGAUACAUCAGCUGAAGCACAGAGAGCUCUUCCUGUCCAGGCAGCUGGAGUCACUGCCAGCCACCCACAUACGCGGGAAAUGUUGCGUCACUCUGCUGAAUGAAACAGAAGCAUUAUUUUCCUACCUAGACAAAGAGGACGGGUUCUUCUACGGCCUGGUCUAUGAUCCACAACAGAAGACACUGUUGGCGGACAAGGGCGAGAUUCGAAUUGGGCCGCGAUUCCAAGCCGAUAUCACAGACCUCCUGAAAGAAGGUGAGACUGACGAUAGGGAUCAGACAGAACUGGAAACAAAGAUCUGGGAGCCGGAGAGUCCACUAACUGAUCAGCAGAUAGGCCAGUUCCUGGUUAUUGCACGUUCUGUUGGUACCUUUGCCCGUGCACUAGACUGCAGCAGCUCCAUCAGACAGCCCAGUCUGCACAUGAGCGCUGCGGCUGCAUCCAGAGACAUCACCCUGUUCCAUGCCAUGGACACGCUGCACCGGUGCAGCUAUGACAUGUCGUGCGCGAUCUCCGCUCUGGUGCCUCAGGGGGGGCCGGUGCUGUGCCGAGACGAGAUGGAGGAGUGGUCCGCUUCCGAGGCAAACCUCUUCGAAGAGGCGCUGGAGAAAUAUGGCAAGGACUUCGCUGACAUUCGACAGGACUUUCUACCAUGGAAAUGCUUACCCAGUAUUGUAGAAUAUUACUACAUGUGGAAGACCACUGACAGAUAUGUGCAACAGAAACGUUUAAAAGCGGCCGAAGCAGAAAGCAGGCUGAAGCAAGUUUACAUCCCAAACUAUAACAAGCCCAACCCGAACCAGAUUAGUGGGAACAGUGUGAAGCCCGGCAUGGUGAAUGGGUCUGGAUCACUGGGUCAGAACAGCUGUGCGGGCCGAGCCUGUGAAAGCUGUUACACUACCCAGUGCUCUCAGUGGUACUCCUGGGGUCCUCCCAGCAUGCAAUGCAGGCUGUGUUCCCCCUGUUGGAAUUACUGGAAGAAGUACGGUGGCCUGAAGAUGCCAACAAGACUGGAGGGUGAGAAGCUGGGGCCCAGUAGGAACAGCAUGAGCCCUUUUGGAUACUGGGUAAAGAACGCCAACCCCAAAUACACACUGAAGACCAAGCAAGCGUUCUACCUCCAGACUAGCACGCUGACAAGAGUCGCACGGCAGCUGUGCCUGGCCCACCUGCAGCCUCGCCGGGCAGCUCGGAGGCCCUUUGUGCCUGUCAACAGCGUGGAGAUCAAAGCACAGUGUUUGGAAACACUGCCUGAUGGAGCAAGAAAGUUAGUGAAAAUGAGGCCAAUGGUGAGGAAGCCCUUGGAAUCAAUCGUGCAGUACAUGGGGCUGCACCCCUAUGUAAAGCCAGAGCCAGUCAAGUCUGCCAUUAGCCUGGGCAGUGCCAGCGUGACAAGAGUGGUCCCGGUCAUCAAUCACGGCUCCACCACCAUCCUGGGCAAGCGCAGUUACGAGCAGCACAACGGAGCUGAAGGAAAUAUGAAGAAAAGGCUACUGAUGCCAUCUAGAGGUUUGCCAAACCACAGUCAAGUGCGACAACUGGCCAGGCUCAAUAAGAGUUACCUGCUGAAUGGAAAGCCCUACGAGAGACCCCAGCGUGUGAUGAAGCACGGCUCUCUACCACCUCUCAAGGGCCGGAGGAUGAACUGGAUCGACGCUCCCGACGACGUGUUCUUCAUGGCCACUGAGGACAUCAGAAAAGUCCGCAAACUCCUGGCUUCAUUUGAUAUCAAGAGAGCAGCCAGGCAGCCUUACAAACAAAUCAUCAAGCAGAUUGAAUCCGAGCUGGAUGUCCCGUCACAGCUUCGACACCUGGCCAAUGAGGAGCCCAUCGUCAUUGAAGACUAAACCCUUCCCCUUUCGCUCACAAGCUCAGUGGAUUUACAACAGAGCGACUAGUAGCACCAGUGCGCUAGACCUGCAAAAUACUGUAACGAUUCACCACCCCCUCCCCCCUGGCACUUUGAUAACAUUGAAUAAUUUUAACUCAAGACAACGGCAGGAAAUUGGAGAUCCAGCAUCUACAAAAACAGGAGUCCUGUUUUAUUUAUUUUUUUGUACAAAUGCAUUUUUUAAUUUUUAAUUUCUUUUUUAGGAACGGAACUUUGUCUGGCUGUGUGUUUUCACAGAAGGUGGUUUUUCUUGACCCUUCAUAGGUUUGUACUGUAGUGCGAAUUCGUGUUGUCGAAGGACGGGUUGCGUUGAAGUCAUUCCUGGCCUCCAGCAGACGGACGUCUCUCGUUCAUUGCGUGACAGGCUUGAGGGAAAAAAAAAAGCUGCUGCUGAAACUGCCUAAGUUCAAAGAUGGGGAAACGAAGAAUCAGUGUGUUUAAGAAUAAGUAGCUUCAAAUGUUAUUUUAAUGUUUGUUUUUUGUUUUACUCAUUCUAUCUUUAGUCUUUCUGAAUGAGUCUGGCAUCUGUUGCUCCAAUAUUGAGUUUUAACCAUUUUUCUAGAACUAUGCCUUUUACCUUGCCUGCAAAAAAAAAAAAAGAAAGUGCCAGGACCAAACAGCGUUCCUAUUUCCAUUCAAAAUAUGCGACUUUGUGACUUUUCAACUUACCCUGCCACCUGUUCCACAUAGAUGUAGACAGAGCGAAUAGGUGGUUUUGACAUUUGAAACUGUAGAUUGUAACAUGGUUUGAAUGGAAUAAGAAAGGCUGUCCAGUGCCUGGCAGACUCAAAACCAGUUACAGAACAACGGUAAGAGCCGAGUAUUUGAGCAGCGCAAUCCAGAAUCGCUCUAAUCGCUAGUGGAAUCAUUUAACCAUUCCAUGUAGAGCUUGCAUGUGAUCGUAAAUAUCUGUUUACAUUUUUAUAAAUUAUAUAUGAUAAUAGUGGGCAACUUUUUAAUUUAAUUAAAUUUUUAUUUCGAUUUCCCAAUUGUUUUGCCCACGAUUUUGUCCUGAAUUUGGAAUGUCCCUGCUGUUUUCGUUCUUUUCAAGCUUUGCUCUUGUUUAAUUUUCGUGCACAGUGGAGUGAAAAUCUUUGAGAACUUUAAUCCACAAGUUUCUUGUUAUCCAUAAGGUCCAAAACGUUCUUUUCUUUUGGUCCGGAUUUGAUCAGAAACGUAAAAUAUAAUUAACACGUGUUCUCUGACAUUCUCUUUUCGGCGUGCCAACAGAGAAGCAUUUUUUUCUUUGGAUUUUUUGAGGUUCAUUUCAAUUGCUCAUCGUGUGCCAAAGCAGGGGAAUGCAAUGCUGUCGAUUUUCAUCCAGUUCCAAAUGCUCUCGGACUAUCCACGCAUCCAGGAGCAUCCAAAAAAUAAUCCUAAACGUUAAAUUAUACCGCAUUCCUCUGAACAUCACUCUUAAUCACUAUCAGAUUGCAAAGUUGCUGUCAGUCACCCCCAGAGGGACAAUUGAAAUAUUAUUAUCUGUACCACCAAAUCUUUGUUCCAACCCUGUUCUAAAUAUUUUUUUAUUGAACCAAGGAAACCUCCAUCCAGACCCUGAAAUAGUUAAUAAUCUUGUUUUUUCCUAACGUGGAGUGGAAUGGCUCUCCAGGACCGUGAUUUGACCCCCCCUAGUGGAGCAUUUGGGACUAGACAAACCUGCAAUGCAAAUACAAUACGACACCAAGUGGCCAAUACAUGGGAACUACAAUAUAUAUAAUAGAUGAGCUUCAGUGAGUUACAGGAAAAUAAUUCCAUCUAGGGUUCCUGUGACGUCAUAAACUCAGAGAGCGAAGGCAGAGUUUCUAAACUGUCACAGAAUCCUGAGAUGGAAUUGUUUUCCUGUAACUCACUGAAGAGGCCCGUCUAUUAUUAUUUAUUUUUUUUUAUAAUACAAAGAGACAGUUGUGAUGCUGAUAUUAAAGAAGGCGAGGUUCAGCGGUACAGUUGGGUGUUUUUUUUAAGCCUCGUGUUUCAGGGCUGUACAGGCGUUCUGUCUCGUUAUCCCUUAGCUCUUCAGCUUUAUUUGAAUGGUUGCCUUUACCUUGUUUUAAUUUCCCGCUCCUCCGAGAUACAAAUGUACCAGCUUUACAUCUUAAUUUUUUUUUUUUUUAAUGUGUUCUCAUUGUGUUGAUCGUUAAUGAAUAUUUCUGUGCUGUGGGUGUUGCCGAAUGAUUGAAAAGGAGGCAUUUUGUUUUUUGAAUUGAAAGCGAUGGUCUCGGAGUCGAAUGGGUCACAGUUCAAGUAUAUUUUACUCUAG